Molecule: messenger RNA, 5242 nt
Organism: Toxotes jaculatrix (banded archerfish)
Lineage: Eukaryota; Metazoa; Chordata; Actinopteri; Toxotidae
Product: solute carrier family 12 member 6-like
Exons: 27
Coding region: 709-4275 (1188 amino acids)
Biological process (GO): chemical synaptic transmission; cell volume homeostasis; potassium ion import across plasma membrane
Cellular component (GO): membrane
Molecular function (GO): potassium:chloride symporter activity
Source: RefSeq, a predicted model, not a curated record
CUGUUGGACAAAAAAAAAGUCCCGAGAAAACCUGGGAGCGGAGCCAAAUCUUGCCAGAUGUAACUGAAAACAGCCGUAUGGUGGAGGCCGUCUUCGGAGGAAACGUGAGCCAGUAGAACGACACUUUGUGCAUGUCAGGCAAAUUUUAGUUUUGUCUACUUGAGAAAAGGCAAAGAGAAAGACGAGUUUAGAAGACUUUGUGACUGCUGUCCCGAGCUUUAGUCUUCAUCCAUAGGAAUCAAGACAUAGUGUUGAAACACUUAGUUUGAUGCAGAAGAAGGAAAAAGAUUUAGCUUGAUAUUAUAAGAAGAGACACCUGUCACACAUUUAUAGUACGGGAAUUGGUCCUCCCUCCUGUGCUGGUAUCAUUUAUAAAUCCAUUACAUUUUAAACAGAAUCAGAAAGACUCUGACUCUCAUUGGCACAGAGGGACAGCUGUUGUACUUUUUCUUUCACAUGCCUGGUGGAGGACAGCUAUUUUGCUUCAAUGGAGAAUUCCAACUGCAAAAGGAUAAAUUGUAGAGGCCGCCGUCACCUCAGUAUCACCUGGGAGAUAGCCUAGCCUAGCUUAGCAUAGCCCAGGUCAGCACAGCCCCACUUGCUUGUCCGUGACCACCCCCCCCCCCCUACUCACUCACCAUCUAUCUUCUCCUACAUCCCACACAACAUCCCUCCCCCUCCUUGUCGGACUUUUCCAAGUGAGUUAUCAUGGCAUCAGUGCGUUUUACGGUGACUCCCACCAAGGCGGAGGACCUCCCGGGGCUGUCCGACACGUCCCCUGACAUCAGCUCCCGCUCCGGCGCCCGUGUGCGCUUCGGCUCCAGGGAGAGCGUCAAUCGGAGUGACCCGCUCAGCGAGGCGUCAGGAGGCCUGACGACCUCUGCUACGGCUGGAGGAGGAGGGACCGAAACGCCUGACCACAGCAACGUGGACCAAGGUGAUGGAAAUUCCAAAAUCUCCAGUGUGUAUAUCAACAACAGUCAUGGGAUGGAUGAUGACGACUUCUACGACAGAAACUUGGCCUUAUUUGAGGAGGAGAUGGACACUCGUCCGAAGGUGUCCUCUUUGCUCAGUCGCUUGGCCAACUACACCAACCUGACACAGGGGGCCAAGGAGCACGAGGAGGCCGAGAGCAUCGGUGAGAAGAAGAAAGCCAGCAAGUCGCCUCAGAUGGGGACGUUCAUGGGUGUGUACCUGCCUUGCCUCCAGAACAUCUUUGGCGUCAUCUUGUUCCUGCGGUUGACCUGGGUGGUGGGGUCUGCUGGGGUGCUGCAGGCCCUCUGUAUUGUCUUCAUAUGCUGUUGCUGUACAAUGUUGACUGCGAUAUCGAUGAGUGCAAUCGCCACUAAUGGAGUGGUACCAGCGGGAGGCUCCUACUUCAUGAUCAGUCGCUCUCUGGGUCCAGAGUUUGGGGGGGCGGUGGGCCUGUGUUUCUACUUGGGCACCACCUUCGCUGGAGCCAUGUACAUCCUGGGAGCCAUCGAGAUCCUUCUGAUGUACAUAGCACCUAAGGCAGCCAUUUUUGAGUCAAAGAACCCUGAGGGUGAAGGGGCAGCCAUGUUGAACAACAUGCGGGUCUAUGGCUCCAUCUGUCUCCUUCUCAUGUCCUUGCUGGUCUUUGUGGGUGUGAAGUACGUCAACAAACUGGCCUCCAUUUUCUUGGCCUGCGUCAUCGUCUCCAUUGUUUCCAUCUACAUCGGAGCGCUGGUCUCCGCCUUCAAACCGGCACAUUUUCCCGUGUGCAUGCUGGGAAACAGAACGAUCAACGGUCAUGAAAUUUAUGACAACCAUUGUGCAAAAACCAUCCUGCCUCUGCCCAAAGAACCAGUGGAGAGAGAUGAUGUCAACUUCACAAUUAUUAAUGAAAACAGCACUGUAGGCCCGACCUUUGACCCAAGCCACGCUCCUGCAGUGGCGAAGACCACAUAUCUUUGGAAGCGUUUUUGCCAGGGCCCAGAACCCAACUCCUCCUGUGACGAAUACUUUGCGUCCAACAAUUUUUCCGAGAUUCCAGGGAUCCCCGGCCUGGCCAGUGGGAUCAUUUCAGAGAACGUGUGGAGCUCCUACCUCAGCAAAGGGGACGUGGUGGAGAAAGGCUCCCUCAGCUCCUCUCAUGUUGCACAUCCGGCAUCAACGCACCAGCCUUACGUGUUUGCUGACAUCACCACCUCCUUCACACUGCUGGUGGGCAUCUUCUUCCCCUCCGUCACAGGAAUAAUGGCUGGUUCGAACCGGUCGGGGGAUCUGAAAGAUGCCCAGCGCUCCAUUCCCAUUGGAACCAUCCUCGCCAUCCUCACCACUUCCAUCGUCUACCUGAGCAGUGUUGUUUUGUUUGGAGCCUGCAUCGAUGGGGUGGUCCUCCGAGACAAGUUUGGUGACUCAGUGAAAGGGAAUCUAGUCGUGGGGACUCUGGCUUGGCCUUCUCCCUGGGUCAUUGUGAUUGGCUCUUUCUUCUCAACGUGUGGCGCAGGCCUCCAGUCGCUGACCGGUGCUCCCCGACUUCUGCAGGCCAUUGCCAAGGACAACAUCAUCCCCUUCCUCCGGGUGUUUGGUCAUGGGAAGGCUAACGGGGAGCCCACCUGGGCCCUGCUGCUGACGGCCCUGAUUGCUGAGCUGGGGAUUCUCAUCGCCUCUCUUGACAUGGUGGCUCCCAUCCUUACAAUGUUCUUCCUCAUGUGUUAUCUUUUCGUAAACCUGGCCUGUGCCCUCCAGACACUCCUGAGGACGCCCAACUGGAGGCCACGCUUUUCCUACUACCACUGGACCUUGUCAUUUCUGGGGAUGACUAUCUGCCUCGCGCUCAUGUUCAUAUCCUCUUGGUACUACGCAAUUGUUGCCAUGGUGAUUGCAGGCAUGAUCUACAAAUACAUUGAGUAUCACGGAGCGGAGAAAGAGUGGGGGGAUGGCAUCCGUGGUCUUUCACUCAGUGCUGCCCGAUAUGCCCUCCUGAGGUUAGAAGAGGGACCACCGCACACCAAAAACUGGAGGCCUCAGCUGUUAGUGUUACUAAAACUGGAUGAAGACGCCCACGUCAAGUCUCCUCGCCUGUUGACGUUUGCCAGCCAGCUGAAGGCGGGAAAGGGCCUGACCAUUGUUGGCACCGUUGUCUCUGGCAACUUCUUGCAGAGCUACGGAGAGGCCCUCGCUGCUGAACAGACCCUAAAGCACCUGAUGGAUAAGGAGCGUGUGAAGGGCUUCUGUCAGUGCAUCGUGGCUCAGAAACCGCGUGAAGGCAUCAGCCACAUGAUCCAGUCCAGCGGCCUUGGAGGAAUGAAACCCAACACCGUGGUGAUGGGCUGGCCGCACGCCUGGAGGCAGAGCGAGGACCCACAGGCCUGGAAAACCUUCAUCAACACAGUGCGGGUGACCACAGCAGCUCACCUGGCGCUGCUGGUGCCCAAAAACAUCUCACUGUUCCCCAGCAACAGUGAACCCUGCACAGAGGGCUACAUCGACGUCUGGUGGAUUGUCCAUGACGGGGGGAUGCUAAUGCUGCUGCCCUUCCUCCUGCGCCAGCAUAAGGUGUGGCGUAAAUGUGGGAUGCGAAUCUUCACAGUGGCCCAGAUGGAAGAUAAUUCAAUCCAGAUGAAGAAGGAUCUGGCCACCUUCCUUUAUCACCUACGCAUCGAGGCCGAGGUGGAAGUAGUUGAGAUGCAUGACAGUGAUAUCAGUGCAUACACGUAUGAAAGGACGCUGAUGAUGGAGCAGAGGUCUCAGAUGCUCAGGCAGAUGCGACUGUCGAAAUCAGACCGGGAAAGAGAGGGAAACCCUGGUAGCAGCAGCAGUAGGCCAGAGGCAGGUGGAACUACAAGGUCUCAGGCCCAGCUGGUGAAGGAUCGUAACUCCAUGCUGCGUCUGACGAGCAUCGGAUCAGACGAUGACGAUGACACCGACGGUGGGGAGCGAGACAGGGCGGCGAGCGGCGGCAGCUCCGAACACCACCGUCGAGUUCAGAUGACCUGGACCAAAGAGAAGACCUCGCAGUACAGAGCCACACACUCUGGCUGCUCCACGCCCGAGGGCUUCAGAGACAUGCUCAGCAUCAGGCCGGAUCACUCUAAUGUCAGGCGGAUGCACACCGCCGUCAAACUCAACGAGGUCAUUGUCAACAAAUCCCAUGAUGCCCGACUUGUCCUGCUCAACAUGCCAGGACCCCCUAAGAAUCCAGAGGGAGACGAGAACUACAUGGAGUUCCUCGAAGUUUUAACAGAAGGACUGGAGCGCGUCCUGUUGGUCAGAGGUGGAGGAAGUGAAGUCAUCACUAUCUACUCCUGAUUGGACAAACAGAGGAAGCCAGCCUUAAAGAAGCAGCCAGUCGCGCAGAAGGGAGACGGAGGGGCCUGUGAGCUCUGGGGGUAUGGGCCCAAAAAGAUAGACUGUCAUUGGCUGCAGCAUCCGUCAUCACGCCCAACGCCCCACCCCGCUCUUUUUCUUUCAUUUUUACACUCUUCUGUCAAGACAAGGGUUUCCAUUCCACUUAUGUCAAGCUACGGAAAUGCCAACACAAUUCCAUGAAUGAGCAAAAAAAAACUAAAAAAACAGGAGUGUUUGUGUGUGUGUGUGUGUGUGAAAGUCAUCCAUCUGAAGGAGGUUUGGUUUGUGGCAGAAGGGACCAGCGUUGUGUUAGGAGUGAGUGUGUUAGGGCGGUGAACCACUGAAUGGGGAAAAAAUGUAAAACGCAGAGCGCGAGAGGCCGUGAAGCGUCCCAGAACAGAGACUCAGGGUUGCAUUUUGUACAGAAUGUAUUUUGGAAACAGAUGUGAGUGUUCUGAGCGUAGCCUGAAUGUCUGAAUCGAGUGUUUUUGUUGUGUCCUUUUCUCCUUGAAGAAAUGGAAACGGUUUAUUCCAAAACGUCAUAAAAACUGGGAAAGUAACACAGCAUCAAAGGAAGUGAGGAGUCUGUAGUUUUAAACCUGCUUAGUGCUACAUAUAAGGAAUAUCAGUGUGCUUUUUGUGCCAUCUCCUUACUUGAAAGUGUAACAUGUUUAAGGAGAUGAAAGGAAGAAAUGGUUAUCAGUUAUAUAUCAGUACUGGCCUCUAUUCUUUUUAUAUCCACCUUAUCCACUAGUAUUUGCACAAACCUCAGAAUCAGUUUUAUCCACUGUGAAUUUCAAAGUGGAGUGAAACUGAAUCAUUUUAAAUUCUUCUGUGUGUUUGUCUGAACUUGCUGCUAUUUCUCAGAAUCUGCUCUAGUUUAUGGAAAACCAUUUCUGCCAAGAAAAAGACAUAAAGUUAAAAAGUU